AUGGAUGGCUCACGGUCCAGUGGGCUCCGUAAAAAGAGGAGGUCGAGGUCUGAAAGGGACCGGGAGAGGAGGUCCAAGGGGUUGAGGAACAACCACGUGAGGGCCAGCGUGCUUCGCAUGUCCUCCGACUCCGAGAGGGAGGAGAGCAGGAAUCCUUCCUCCUCUCGGCCCCGACCUCCAAGGCGGAAGAGGAAAGAGUCUACUUCAGCUGAAGAGGACAUCAUCGAUGGGUUUUCGAUUUCUGGGUUCAUGACUCUGGAGGCUUUGCAGAAGGACAUGGCUCUGAAGCCUCAUGAGCGGGUGGACAGCCAGCCGGGGCCCCUGCACAAGAAGAGGCCGGGCCGGGUGGCCAACGGGCUGAGCCUGGGCCGGCGCAAAGCGCGACACCUCCACCAGCACUCGGACCAGGAGAACAACCCGCGCCUGGCCCACACGCUCAGCAAGAAGAAGAAGCUGCAGAAGAAGCAGUGGCCGCUGAAGCCAGGACAGAACAACUGCAAGGACAGUGACAGCGAGAGUGUCAGCGGAGAGUCCAAGCCGUCCUUCCGGAGCAGCUCCAGAGACCAUCUGAGCGAUAGCUCCGCUCCUUCGAGCUUGGGCACAGGCUACUUUUGCGACAGUGAGAGUGACCAAGAAGACAAGGGUUCCGAUGCCAGCUCAGAGAAGCUCUUCAGCACUGCUACGAACAAAGUUCCGGAUUUCAGCGUUGACGCGCUCUCCGCAAAUGACAGCCAAGACGCGCGAGGCCUGGGCAUCCCCAAGGUGUCAGGCCUAGAGAGGAGCCAGGAGAGGAGCCAGGAGAGCGGCAAGGACACGCCUCUGCUGGUGUCCGCGGUGCCAAAGCAGCCACCCCCGCAGGCCCAGCCCCCGUCUGCGGCGCCUCCCCCCAGCCCCGCCCAGGCCCCUCGCGCAGAAGCGGCCCCCCAGCCUCCAUCCCCCGCCGCCCUGCCCAGACCCCAGGGCCAGGCGCCCUCCCAGACCGCCCCUCCGCGGCCCCAAGUCCAGCCCCAACCGCAGCCUGAGCCCCCGUCCCACCCCCGUCCUCCCCCUACCCCUAACCCCCACCCGCACACCCCCUCCCCCGCCCUCCCAGCCCACCCGAGCCAGCCUGGGCAGCACCGGCCCCCCUCGCGCUGCUUCCCCAGGCCUCUGUCCACCUACAACAGCAACCUCAGCCUCAACUGCAUAAGCAGUCGGAGCAGCACUCCGGGCAAGCCUCACGGCCCCCACCUGCCCCCCCACAUACCCCACCAUCCGCCUGCCUCCGCCUUCCCCCUCCCCCUCCCCAACCAGAGCGUGGCCCACAGCUUCCCCCCCUCCCUGCAGUCCUCGCCCCACCCUCAUCACCCCAAUAUGUUCGCGCCUCCAGCGGCCUUGCCUCCACCUCCACCGCUCACGUCAAGCACUCUGCCGGUCCCCGGACACCCAGCUGGGGGUGCCUACUCAGAACAAGAUCUGCUGCGCCAGGAGCUGAACACCCGAUUCCUCGCCUCGCAGAGCGCUGACCGAGGGGCCUCCCUGGGCCCGCCCCCCUAUCUGCGCACCGAGUUCCACCAGCACCAGCACCAGCACCAGCACCAGCACCAACACACGCACCAGCACACGCACCAGCACACCUUCACCCCGUUCCCCCACGCCAUCCCGCCCACCGCCAUCAUGCCGACCCCUGCACCGCCCAUGGUGCGUACCCCAGCCAGAAAUUUUGACAAAUACCCAACAAAAGUUGAUCCCUUCUACAGACACAGUCUCUUCCACUCCUACCCACCAACUGUCUCUGGGAUCCCUCCCAUGAUCCCCCCUACUGGGCCCUUUGGUUCUCUGCAGGGAGCGUUCCAGCCCAAGACUUCUAACCCGCUGGACGUGGCAUCCAGACCCGGCGCAGUUCCGCACACUCUCUUACAGAAGGAUCCCAGGCUGACGGAUCCGUUCCGGCCCAUUCUGAGGAAACCUGGGAAGUGGUGUGCGAUGCACGUCCACAUUGCCUGGCAGAUCUAUCACCAUCAGCAGAAAGUCAAGCAGCAGAUGCAGGUGGAUCCUCACAAGCUGGACUUUGGGCUCAAGCCAGAGUUUCUGAGUCGACCCCCAGGUCCCAGCCUUUUUGGUGCAAUCCAUCACCCCCAUGACUUGGCGCGGCCCGCAACCCUCUUCUCUGCUGCAGGUUCCACACAUCCCUCGGCCGCACCCUUCGGGCACUCACCCCACCACCCCAGCAACUUCCUCACCCCCGCCCCUCAUUUAGAGCCGUUCAGCAGACCGCCCUCGUUCGGGGGUCUGGCCUCGUUGAGCACAGCAGCGUUCGGCGGGUUGGGAAACCCAGCACUGACACCCAACUCGGUGUUUGGCCAUAAAGACGCACCCAACGCACAGCAGCACUUCGGCAGCCCCCACGAGCCCUGGAACAGGCUGCACCGGACCCCGCCCUCCUUCCCCACACCCCCGCCCUGGCUGAAGCCCGGAGACUCUGAGAGGAGCUCCUCUGUGACCGCACACGACCGCGAACGCGACCGUGACCGAGACACGGACAAGCGGGACUCCUCUGUCAGCAAGGACGACAAGGAAAGGGAAGCCAUUGAAAAGCGCCACCAGAGCCACCCAUCCCCCGCCCCCAUCAACUCGAUCAGCCUCCUGGGCCACAACCGCUCCGCUGAGCCCCCUCCACGGAGCCACCUGCCCAGCGAGUCGCGGGACAAGGACAAACCCAAGGAGCGGGAGAGGGAGCGGGAGAGGGAGCGGGACCACUCGGACUCCUGGAAGGACUCCAGCACAGAGGAGCACAAGCUGAAGGAGAACCAGCACAGCGAGAAGGACACGCCCGUCAUCCACGACAGCCGGGCCUCCGAGGACAAGCCCGUCAACCGGGUGACGCCCCCCUACAUGCGUCCCCAGGGUCUGGAGCGGCCCGGUGGUGGGUUGGGCCGUGAAGCCAGCGAUAAGAAGGCCGAGGCGCAGUACGAGCACCAGAAGAAGGGCGGGGAGGUGAAGGUGAAGGAGGAGAGGAAGGAGGAGCAGGAGGCGCCAAAUGAUGGCCCGCCCCCGCACAGGCCCCCAGAGCACCCGCCCCAGGUCAACCCCCCCCCCAGCGUCCACCCGCCCUCAUCCAUGGCCUCCAUGCCCGUGCCCAUGGGCAUAGCCGGCGUCCACCCCAUGAACAGCAUCAGCAGCUUGGAGAGGACUCGUGUUGUGGCCCCCUUCAUGGGCAUCAGCCCCAUCCCGGGGGCGGAGAGGUUCCCCUACCCCGCCUUCCACUGGGACCCCAUGAGAGAUCCCCUGCGGGACCCUUACAGGGGUCUGGACAUCCACCGUAGAGACCCCUUGGCCAGAGACCUGCUGCUGAGGAACGACCCCCUGCACCGGCUGGCGGGCCCCAGGCUGUAUGAGGCGGAGCGCUCGUACCGGGACAGGGAGCCCCAUGACUACAACCGGGACCACCACCCGCUGGCCCUGGAGCACCGCAGGGAGCAGGAGAGAGCGCACCUGGAGGAGCGCGAGCGUCUGCACAUGCUCAGAGAGGACUACGAGCACCCCCGCCUCCACCCCAUGCACCCGGCCGCCCUGGACGCUCACUUGCCCCACCCCCUCAUGACCCCAGGCCUUCCCAGCAUGCACUACCCCAGGGUGAGCCCCUCAUCGGCGCACCAGAACGGCAUCCUCAACAAAACCCCUCCUACCGCUUCCCUGAGUGCCCCUCCCCCCUUGAUCCCCACCCUGGGGGCGCGGCCCAACUCCCCUAGAAGGACUACGCCCCUGACGACGGACAUUAGAGACAGGCCUCCCUCUCACACUCACAAAGACAUUGAGGCGCGGUGAGUGUUGGUGAAGUCAGACGCCCAAAGCCUCGUGCCUGACAGACAGACACUGAACAUUAACCAAGCACUUAGUACUGGGCAGACAAGAGCUUAUUAUAGCUAUGUACAAGUAUGACGGGGGAAAUUGGUGACUGAUGUUUUUGUAUAAAAAAAAUCAAGGAACAAAAAAAAAAAAACAUUUAAAAUUUUACAAACAUUUUAUCCAGUUUGCUCCUGCUUUUGUGUGUAUGCUUCUAUUUGUACAGAAAACAGUUCCUGAGCAAUCAGCUGACCUGUAGAGAAAAAGACACCCUAGCAAAGAUGAUUUUGGAAUGUACAGGUACUAAAAGCAUUGGAAGGAGAUGGCAAACUUUGUAGAUACGUGUACAGUUAAUGUGUUUGCCCCCUAAGGAUAAAAUCAAGGUACAGUACAAAUAUGCAAAAGGGUGUAACGAAAGCUUUACUUUGAACAAAUGUAUAUAGGGGGAGCGAGAGCGGAGCGCGGAGCUUCUUACAAUGUGCUUUUGCAGAUUUGUUUUGCUGUCACAGCCUACUCGUGCUGUGCAAGGUCAACUCUUGUUUCACAGAUUACCCUCCAACUAUGCAAUGAAUGUUCCGGCUUUCUCUGUGAAAGUCAGCAUUUCUCAAAGGAGCCUUUUCACUACCCAGACUUACCCAGAGCAGCUGUAUUCUCUCCUCCACCAGGGAGACUGUCGGAACCUUUUCCUUUUAGUGCUUUCUGAAACUUAAAAGAAUUCCUCUGUGCUCCGCACGAGGCACUGCUUGACCCCGAUUCCUGGUCGGCCAAAAAAAAAAAAAAAAA
Messenger RNA from Megalops cyprinoides (Indo-Pacific tarpon), 4608 nucleotides. RefSeq names its product activator of transcription and developmental regulator AUTS2 a (gene auts2a). The coding region runs from base 1 to 3807 and encodes 1268 amino acids. Lineage: Eukaryota; Metazoa; Chordata; Actinopteri; Elopiformes; Megalopidae. The transcript has 19 exons. The record is from RefSeq and is a predicted model, not a curated record.